Molecule: messenger RNA, 3346 nt
Organism: Diospyros lotus (date-plum)
Lineage: Eukaryota; Viridiplantae; Streptophyta; Magnoliopsida; Ericales; Ebenaceae
Exons: 15
Coding region: 326-3085 (919 amino acids)
Molecular function (GO): protein binding
Source: RefSeq, a predicted model, not a curated record
GUUAACUCCACUCACUCACUCUCUGUCUCUCUCUCUCUCUCUCUCUCCCCGCACCCUUUCUCAAUUGUACUCUCUCAUUCAUUCGAGCCGCUUUCUCGAGGGUUUCGCGUCGACGCCUUUGUGAAUCACUGAGAAGAGCUUUGCACAUGAAAUGCUUAUUGGAAAUGAAGACCAUUUAGAGAAUGUCACUUUGGUUAGUGGCUUUUGGGAUGAGGCUGCGGAUCUGAACCAAGUUGGCUAAUACCUGCUUGGCAGAAGCUUUGGCACUUGAAAAACUUUGCACCUGAAAAAGUUAUACUUCUUAAAGCUAGUCAGUAACAACACUAUGAAACGUAAGUGUAGUAGUGGCAGACGCAAGCCAAAACUUGCCCAUGUGAUGGGUGCAGAGGAGGCAUCUCCUAAUGUUGUGAGUCUAAAAACUCGAGGUAACUUGGGCCUGGAAGAUCCUGAUGAUACUGAAGUUAACAAUAGAAUAGAAAUUGGAAUGGAAGAAAAUGGCAACCAUAGAAGCAGGCAGCAAGGAGGCUCUAAAAACCAGAAAGUAAUUGAUGCGGCCAUGGAAGAUGGCAUGAGGUCAUUUCCUGAAACAAAUGCAGUGGAAUGUGCUGAUCUCUCAAUGAAAGCUAGGAGCAGAAUGACUAGAUCAUCAAGGGGUCUUUCUUCAUCAGGCAUAAAUCCAAGUUUUAAUGCAGUCCUGGAGCAGGAAGAACAGAUGCACCCAAAAGAACCAAACAUGUCUCAGGAUUCACAAUAUAAAGAGCAAGAAUUAGAAGCUGCUUUGGCGGUGAUUAGGAAGGUUAUGAAAAUGGAUGCAGCUAAGCCCUUCAAUGUUCCAGCUGAUCCUAUUGCACUGGGAAUACCUGAGUAUUUUGAUCUUAUUAAUACAGGUACACCUGUGGAUUUUGGCACAAUAUGCAGCAACCUUCAAAAUGGUGUAGAGUACAAGAACUCAAAGGAUGUUUUAAGAGAUGUGCAGCAUAUCUGGGAUCAGUGUCAUAAGUAUAAUAGAAAAGGCCAUGUUUUGGAGCUCAUGAAGCAGGUGAAGAAAAGUUUCACACAGUUAUGGACAGAAGCUGGGUUAUAUUGGGAACAACAGGAGGAUAUUGGUGGACAUUCACACUUACCUCCUCCAACUACAAGGUGCAGCAUGCAUGAACAUAGCCAGUCAUAUCAGUCCAUGCAGAGGACUUGCCAGUGUCAGUUGGGCUCUGUUCGGCGGCAGACUUCCAAUCCACAGGCUGGUACAAGUGUUGGCAUCAAAGGCUCUACCUUGAGACGGAGCCCACGGGGACAUAGGUGUCAAGUGGAUCCUCUAAAUGACAGACCAACCUGCUCACAGCAGGGAGUUUUAUGGCUCAGCCAACCACAACUCCAGCAGCACCUGCCAUCAGUGAGCUGUGGCCAUCCAUAUGAAUCCCGCCAAAGGUCUUGCCAGUGCCAGCCAACCUCUGGGCAGCUGCAGCAUUCUCAGCCAUUUGAUGGAAUAGAUAUCAGCAAUGCAGGAGAAGACUUCUACUCAUCUCCUCCUGAACAGUCCAUGAUAAGACUCACCAAACGUGGGCGUAAAUACCCAAUUGGCCCAAUGAAUGACUACAUCAGCCAAGGACAUCAAGAUCAGAUAACUUCAGGCAAUACACUUCCAGAUCGGCCCCCACCUAGCAGAGGCCAGCAACAUCAACCCCAGGGACAGGGCUGCCUUAUCUCUAGUCCGCUGCAUCCUAGCUUUGUCCAGCUGGAUCCUGGUGUGGAAAUAGAUAGUGCAGAAGAACGUUUUUCCUCUUCACCGCCACCUGCAGAGUCUAUGAUAAGGUGCAGCAAACACCAGCCUAGGUACCUUGCCAGCCCAAUGACACAGCAGAGUGACAGAACUCCAAGCCAAAUGAAACUCCAUCAACCCUCAUCAAGUUGUGGUCCACCACAUGACUCUCAUCAUGGGACUUGCAGAGUCCUGAUGAGCUCUUGCCAGACACAAGCUGCCACAGAUACGGGUAAUGCAGCUUCUAGCAGCAUUAGGAGGAAAGGACGUGGCCCAACACGCUGCCUCAAUGUAUGGAAUACUGAAGGCAAGAUACUUAUUGCCACCAAUGAGCUUGGGCAGCCCAUUGGCCUUGAAGCUCCCAAACUGACCAACUUCCUUGGCACCAUUGCCCGGAAUGGGCACAUGGCGCCCCUUAAUUAUAUUGAUUGGAGGGCAUUACCAGAUGAGAACAAGGAGAAAAUGUGGCAGCAAGUUCAGUCAAAGUUUGAUAUUGACCCAAAAAGCAAAAGUUGGAUCUUGAAGUCCAUUGGCACAAAAUGGAGGAACUGGAAAGCUAAUUUAAAAGUUGUACAUUAUGAUCUCCACGAGACCAAUGAGGAGCGGCUUGCAGAUUGUGAUGCAAGGGUCCUUCCAGAUCAGUGGAGGAUCCUUGUUUCUUUUUGGAAUUCGAAAGAAGCACAGGAUCGCAGUGUCACAAAUAAGGCCAAUCGCAGAAGGCAGAAGUUAAGUCACACAACAGGCACAAAGAGCUUUGCCCGAAUACGUGAGGAGCAGCGUGAGAAGAGGCCUGAUGGGAAGGAACUGUCCCAGGCAGAGCUAUUCAUACUGACUCGUACUCGCAAAGAUGGUCAGCCUGUGAAUGAGGCUUCAUCAUCAAUAAUUUCCCAACUUCGUGAACUAGCUGCUCAACACCAGGGAACCUCACAAAAUACUACUGUUGAAGAUGAUGUAUUCUUUCAAGUCAUGGGGCAAGAUAGAAAUGGACGUGCACGCACUUAUGGGUUGGGUCCUGUCCCAUCUGAUCUUGGGGGUCCAAAACCUAGUCCUGCUGAAGCCAGGAGAAUUGUCUCAGAGGCUAAUGCAGAGGUACGUGAGAUGAAAGAGAGAAUGAUGGUCAUGGAGCAGACAUGUGUGCAAAUGGCAGCUCAAAUGGCUACCAUGAUGUCAAUGAUGUCAACCAUGCAGAUGAAGUUCCCUGGUAAGCAGCUUCCUAAUGUGGCUGUGUCUAGCAAUUCUGAGGGAUCACAAGAAUUGCAGAGAUCUUCAAGUAUAAGAGGAAGGAAGCAGAAUACAAGUGUUGGCAAGGUAGCACGCAGAAAGCGGUGAUGAUUUGCUAGUUGAUCCUCUUCUCAGGGGAGAUGCGGCGCACUCGUUGAUUGAAUCACUGAGGAUGGAACUGUCGUGUGGUUCUGUUCUUAAGCUAUAAAUAUGGAGACUUUAUAUGCAUAUAAUAUGCAACCCCGUGAGAGUUUGUGAUGUGAUGAUUAAAGAUAUUGUGUUUGGCUUUCUGGUUGUGGAUGCCAACUGUGAAUAUGAAUGCUGAAACAAGCUAUAAGAAUGGUUUGCAGGGAUGAUAAAGUUUGAACU